UCAGUACGGUUGUUUGCUAGCGGUAGAGCAGAUGAACACACGGGUUUGUUAUUAACGCCUCAUUCCAGGUCGAGUUCUUCGAAGCGAUGCCUGCUGCAGGGAGACACGCUAUCGAACAGCCGAUCUGAAGAGGAUCACAGACCUCACAUAUCUGAGCAAGCUGUGCCUGACAUCUCCUCGCCAGUGCCCGGGGUGGACACUGUGGCGAGUCGACUUCAGGAAUGUGAGGCCUUAUCUCAAGUAACAGGCUCUCGUCAGGCUGUCUGGGAGGCUGAUCUGAAGUCUGCGAGAGGUGGGAGUUCUGUUGGGCAGACGGGGCUGCUGCUUGGCGACUCCCUCUUUUCCAAAGAGCUGGAGAACAUGGGCAAACAGCUUGCUGAGGUUGAGAAAGACCUGGCCAAGCUGGCAGAAGUAGGAAAGAUGACCAGUCGGAGCACCAACAAUCCACAUGGAAGUCUACUCCACACCCCACUACGGCACCGGACGCUACCAGACACUCUUCCUCUCACCAGCCUCAUCUCUAGGCCUCAGUCUCCAGCCAGUGGCCUUUCAGGCAAGUCCUGUGGUAUCGGCCUCCCCUUGCUGAGCCCCAAGCCCACCUCCCUAUCUAUGUCCAUGUCAAUGGGCCGGACCCCCAGCAACCCUGGCAGCAGAACUCAAACCCCCAGAACACCCAGCAGACCCCUGACCCCAAACAGCUUAUUGACGCGCUCCUCCUUUAACCCCGCCGCUCAUAAAGAAGUAACAUUCCGGAGGUCAAGGAGCCGACCUGUGACGCCCACAAGUCAGCCGCCACUUCCUCGACCACUGCUCACCCCUCCGGGACUAAGUACCACAGACAGCCUUGGUGCCAGCCUUCGGGCGUAUCUCUCUGAGGAUGAGUUUUACCAGCAGCUUCAGGCCAUCAGACAGCCCUGGCAUAUUCCCAGUGACACAGACAGUGACAUCAUGGAGCCUCCUGAACAGGAUAAAAGUAGUUCACGGGAUGCCAACAAAAGAUCCGUGUUUUCAGGCCUAUAGUGAUGAAAACCAGAAGACUUGAUCCAAUCAAACAAUUAUGCAAAACACUGGAUAUUUUGAAUAACAGUUCAAAGAUGAUUAUUUUUGUAAAGCAUAUGAAUGAAUAUAACAAAAAAGAUUGUAUACUUUUUUCACCCUGUUUCAUAAACAUUGUACUGUAACUGAAUGAUCAACUGAGAAAAUCUUACUUGAAACUAAGGGAUAUGCUGUUUAUUUUUGUUUGCAUUGAAGCAUGAUAUUGAACUUGUGUAUAGAGACCAGUAACAAGAAGCAUUUCGUUCCUAACGGACUCCUUUUUUUUAGACCUAGUGCAGAUUUACACUAUCAGGACAGCACACCCAUUUAAUCAAAGUGUUUAUCGACAUGGACUGUUAAAAGAAUUUGUGCUUUUCAGAUGGGGAAAAAAAAACAAGUUGUUGAAGGGAAUACAUGGAAUGCUGUUAAAUUAAUUAAACUGUUUUAGUGCACUUU
Poecilia latipinna (sailfin molly) is the source of this 1491-nucleotide messenger RNA. RefSeq lists its product as uncharacterized. Lineage: Eukaryota; Metazoa; Chordata; Actinopteri; Cyprinodontiformes; Poeciliidae. The record is from RefSeq and is a predicted model, not a curated record. The transcript is spliced from 8 exons. The annotation marks the transcript as partial.